Drosophila pseudoobscura is the source of this 611-nucleotide messenger RNA. RefSeq lists its product as uncharacterized. The transcript has 3 exons. Lineage: Eukaryota; Metazoa; Arthropoda; Insecta; Diptera; Drosophilidae. The record is from RefSeq and is a predicted model, not a curated record. The coding region runs from base 5 to 589 and encodes 194 amino acids.
CGCAAUGGAGCAACUGCCGCAAGUUAAGUGGUACAUUUCGCUGCUGGUGAUCCUACGUAUUGCAAUCUGCAUAUCAGUCAACUAUGAGAUCAUUGGUGAUGAAAAAACAAUGGCCAUCGAAUGUAAUGGCAUGGAAAAUGAGGGUAAUAUUCAAGUUAGGCAGAUUUUGGACAUAAGUGACGUCCACUUUGUGAUAGCCGAUGAUCUGGAGACCCUGUACUACAGUGGCGAUAUCAAGGUGCUAUUGGAUAUACCCCAUACCCCGAUCACUCUUCAGUUGGAUGUUUUUCGCUGGGUGCGAAGCGAGUGGCUACCCAUACCUUUAUCGAUAAAAAGGGACAACUUCUGUCAGGCGCUCCUGGAUCCGUGGGAGUUGUGGCAUCCUGUGGUCAGGGAAAUCCCUAAAAGUCAGCUGAAAUGUCCUCCAAAUAAGUCACACGUCUACUCACUCAGAAAUAUCAGCAACCAUUUGUUCGUGAACAAUAUGCCGUCUGUGGACAUUGUCGGCGAUCUCAAGGCGGUGGUCCACUUGAGCACGGAUCAGUACAAGACCUGUAUGGUGGUCUUUGUCAAGGUGUAUGCGAAUUGAUAACCGUGACAAGAUAUCUGGC